Messenger RNA from Penicillium brasilianum, 1737 nucleotides. The record is from the annotation of a GenBank genome assembly. NCBI's taxonomy places the organism in Eukaryota, Fungi, Ascomycota, Eurotiomycetes, Eurotiales, Aspergillaceae.
AUCGUGGCCGCCAUGUCUCCGGCGCAACAAGCCAUGAGUGCCCCCGGUCGAGUUUGUGCUCGAUGCGCUCGUAUCAAACAACGAUGCGACGGUGACCAGCCCUGCUCGCGAUGCAAACGUCUCGGCCAUGUGUGCCAGCCACGAAGUCCCACUGAGAAGGAGUCGGUUGGUGCGUCUCUGCCCGCAAUGGCCCUGCGGCGACCUCGGGCAUCGCGGUCCCGUGGUGGAUGUCUCUCCUGCAAGACGAGAAAGAAGAAAUGUGACGAGAACCGCCCUCGAUGUAGCGACUGCCGCCGGUUGAAUCUCCCGUGCCAGUGGUCCAAUCCCAAUAUCUCUGCGACAGUCGAUUCGCCCUCGUCAUCUUCCCCAGACUCCCAUGCGACGGCCUCGCCUCCCUCAGAUCCGAUUCACGUUUCCGACGGGGAUCCGCUGGCCUUGAGCUCAAUCACCCCGGAGGAUGACGAGGAGUUUAUUGCCACGCUGUUCCCACAUCCAUUACCCAAACAGAAUGCCGUUCUACUGCCCCUUGAACGGUCCCCGAUCUCCAUCAAUCCGUAUCUCCGUGGAGAAGAGGACCGGUCGCUCUUCAAUCACUAUAUCCACGUCGUGGCGCGAGCCUUGUCGCGCUCGCACGAUCCCGAUCGGAACCCGUUUCUUGUGACGCUUUUGCCGCUGGCGGCCGCGUCUGAUGCCGUGACGAGUGUGAUUCUGAGUUUGAGUGGAUGCCAUUGGAGAAGAGUGUACCCCAGUAUCUGGGGCUGUGCGUUGAAACGGCAAGGACAAGCAUUGGCCCAGGUCAACACCCUACUGGGCCGAUCCGAUCGUCAAUGUAUAUUCGAAGCCUGUGCAACAGUUCUACUGCUAUGUCUGACGGAGCUGUUUGACGGCACGUCUAAGGUGUGGAAAUGGCACCUCAAAGCAGCGAGCGCCAUUCUCAAAUCCCCCGCAUUUCAAAACCUUGCCUCCACGGACGAGUGGACCUUUUGCAUCAGCCUCUUCCACUAUCUCGACGCCAUGUCUACGAUCUCUCGGUGCAAAGCGCCUCUUUUGCACAAUAGUGACAGCAUGGCCGAACUGACUACCUCGCUUCGCCGGAACAGCGUGCCCGAGCUGGAACGCAGCCAAUCAACGGAUGCCAUCUACGGUAUCUCGCCCGCGCUAUUCGACUUUUUGGGAAUGGUCAAUUUACUGGCCAAUCAUCGAAGUAAGCGUGUCGAUGAGCUAUCCGAGAUUGGCUUCCGAACGGCGGCUUCACACCUGGAGAAUCGGAUCGAUGAGUGGCGUACCGAUCAUGACCAGAUGACCGAGCUGGGGGCUGAGACGGAGCGCGCUACAACCGCGUUUGAAUGGGCGAUCCGAUUGCGGCUACAUCAGGUUGUGGAGGGAUAUGACCCGCUUCAUCCAUUCGUGGAGCGGUCGAUUACGACUAUCCUCGAUUCCGUUCAGCAGAUCCCGUACGCCAGUCGGGUCGAAGGGUGUCUGCUCUUCCCGUUAGUUAUCGCGGGAUCCAGUAGCAUCAGUAUGGAGCGACGAAUGAUGGUCAAAGAACGUCUUAUGGUGAUGGAGAAUACGCUCGGGUUUGGGCAUAUUCAGUAUGCGCGACAAUUACUAGAGACCGUGUGGAAUGGUGCGUCCUGUGCAACAGAUCUCAAUUGGGCCGCAGUGCGUUAUAGCAAGUUCCCCGGUGUCGUGUUUGUAUAGCUUAGAGGUGGCCAUGUAUUACGAUCCCGAAUUAAU